This is a messenger RNA of Nycticebus coucang (slow loris), 6433 nucleotides long. RefSeq names its product ADCYAP receptor type I (gene ADCYAP1R1). The transcript has 19 exons. Gene Ontology annotation, cellular component: neuron projection; plasma membrane. Gene Ontology annotation, biological process: cell surface receptor signaling pathway; adenylate cyclase-modulating G protein-coupled receptor signaling pathway. NCBI's taxonomy places the organism in Eukaryota, Metazoa, Chordata, Mammalia, Primates, Lorisidae. Bases 501 to 1991 code for a protein of 496 amino acids. Gene Ontology annotation, molecular function: G protein-coupled peptide receptor activity; vasoactive intestinal polypeptide receptor activity; peptide hormone binding. The record is from RefSeq and is a predicted model, not a curated record.
CCUCCCGCUCCCGGCCUGGCUCCGCGGCGGGGGCGGCGCCUCUCCCGCAGGACCGAGCCCAGCUGGGCUGCCUUGGGACUCCGGGCGGGCGAAGGCAGGCGUGGGGCGCUGCACUCGGGCCCCGAGCGGUGACUGACAGCGGCGCGGCUCUGGGCGAGCGCGGUCCCCGCGUGCGCACACGCACACGUCGCUGCGCAGGGACACACGGACCCCUGCGGUCAGACAUACGCGGAGACCCGGCUCGGCGCGCGCGCUCCUCGGCGCACACGCUCCCCAUCCCCCGGCUGCGCUCCCUCCCCGGGAGUCUGCCCCGGGCUGACCCGCAGCCCAGCAGCCCCGCGGCCAGGCCCCGCACUGAGCAGACGGAAGGACUCCUUGUUCCGGCAACAUAUUUCGACGACAUGAAGGGACCAUCAGCCGGGCAGUGUGCCUGCAGACAAUCCUGAGGUUCACCAGCAGCUGCUGUCACUGGGAGGCCACCGUGCUGGCCGAGCAGCAUCAUGGCCUGCAUUGUGUGGGUCUCCUUGACUGCUGUCCUCCUGCUGCCUGUGGCCGCCACCAUGCACUCUGACUGCAUCUUCAAGAAGGAGCAAGCCAUGUGUCUGGAGAAGAUCCAGAGGGCCAAUGACCUGCUGGGCUUGAAUGAUUCCUCCCCAGGUUGCCCUGGGAUGUGGGACAACAUCACAUGUUGGAAGCCUGCCCGUGUGGGUGAGAUGGUCCUGGUCAGCUGCCCAGAACUCUUCCAGAUCUUCAACCCAGACCAAGUUUGGGAGACUGAAACCAUCGGAGAGUUUGAUUUUACUGACAGUAAUUCCUUGGAUCUCUCAGACAUGGGGGUGGUGAGCCGGAACUGCACGGAGGAGGGCUGGUCAGAGCCCUUCCCUCAUUACUUUGAUGCUUGUGGAUUUGAUGAAUAUGAAUCUGAGCCUGGAGACCAGGGUUACUACUACCUGUCGGUGAAGGCCCUCUACACAGUUGGCUACAGCACAUCUCUUGUCACCCUCACCACUGCCAUGGUCAUCCUGUGUCGCUUCCGGAAGCUACACUGCACACGGAACUUCAUCCACAUGAACCUGUUUGUGUCAUUCAUGCUGAGAGCCAUCUCUGUCUUCAUAAAAGACUGGAUCCUGUAUGCGGAACAGGACAGCAACCACUGCUUCAUCUCCACAGUGGAAUGCAAGGCCAUUAUGGUUUUCUUCCACUACUGUGUCGUGUCCAACUACUUCUGGCUGUUCAUUGAGGGGCUGUACCUCUUCACCCUGCUGGUGGAAACCUUCUUCCCUGAGAGGAGAUACUUCUACUGGUACACCAUUAUUGGCUGGGGGUCCCCAACUGUGUGUGUUUCCGUGUGGGCUACACUGAGGCUCUACUUUGAUGACACGGGCUGCUGGGAUAUGAAUGACAGCACGGCUCUAUGGUGGGUGAUCAAAGGCCCUGUAGUUGGCUCUAUAAUGGUUAACUUUGUGCUUUUCAUCGGCAUCAUCAUUAUCCUUGUGCAGAAACUUCAGUCUCCGGACAUGGGUGGCAAUGAGUCCAGCAUUUACUUCAGCUGCGUGCAGAAAUGCUACUGCAAGCCACAGCGGGCUCAGCAGCACUCUUGCAAGAUGUCAGAACUGUCCACCAUUACUCUACGGCUGGCCCGGUCCACCUUGCUGCUCAUCCCGCUAUUUGGAAUACACUACACAGUAUUCGCCUUUUCCCCAGAGAACUUCAGCAAGAAGGAAAGACUCAUGUUUGAACUUGGGCUGGGCUCCUUCCAGGGCUUCGUGGUGGCUGUUCUCUACUGUUUUCUGAAUGGGGAGGUGCAGGCGGAGAUCAAGCGGAAGUGGCGGAGCUGGAAGGUGAACCGCUACUUUGCCAUGGACUUCAAGCACCGGCACCCAUCCCUGGCCAGCAGCGGGGUGAACGGGGGCACCCAGCUCUCCAUCCUGAGCAAGAGCAGCUCCCAGAUCCGCAUGUCUGGCCUCCCGGCUGACAACCUGGCCACCUGAGCCACCCUCCCCUCCUCUCCUGCAUCCACAGGCUGGGGCUGUGGGCAGGUGCUGGCCCACGCAUGUUUGUGCCUCUUCUCUCCCCUUGGGUGGGUCCUGGGCUGGAAGCUUGGCUUUCCAGGGAGGGAGAAGGAGAAAGAGCAGACUGUAUUGCCCCUCCCAUCUUGGUACUGCCCCCCCCCCAAUACCCCAUCAGACUGGUCCCCUGGGUCCUGACUCAGACAUGUAAAUACUCCUCGAAUUUGGGAAAGUCCCAUUCUGUUCCCCUUGGCCCAGUGCCCUGAUCCCCUCAAACCAGGCCUCGGCUCCACCCCACUGUGUCUCAGCCAGCCUCAGUGAUGGCCUGACCCCAGCUGUGAGGCCUUGUGAGCUAAGGCUGGAGAGACCUUGCUUUGGGAGGCCGGGGUGGUGCCUGCCCAAAGGCAGGUGGCUACAGGUGCCUACUCCUGUAUUGUCUGACUUUGGAUAGUUACCUCCCUGGGUCUGCAUACCACCAUAGGGCCCUUCUCAGGUCUAGGCUCAGUCCCUGAGGCCUACCAGAGGUCCAGUGUGUGUGGCCAAAGUGCCCUUCAGGGCAGGCCAGUCCGUGGCUCCCCAGUGCCCACCUGCCAUCUUGGUGUCCAGGUGCUCAGCUUCUGGAUCUCAGGGCAGUGUGUUAGCUUGAAGGCUCUUCCAAUCAAAGAUUUCAGUUUGGAUGGGGGACUGUGGGUCAGGAAAAGUUCUGGUGCUUUUCAUUUGAUCCAAGAAGAGCUGAGAGCCAGAAAUGUGGAUGUGAUUAAGACAGAAAAUGGAACAAGUGUGAGAGACCCAUGGAAGAUCUUCACCAUCUCCAUUAUUUUACCCCCAAUUCACGAUAAGCAGGGCUUAUCUUGUGGCCUCCUUUCUGCCCCUCCUGCCACCACUAGAUGCCCCCAGACAAGCUGCUUUCUAACCACGCCCACCACAGAGAACCCCUCAGCACCCCCUCCCAAUUUCUCCAUAAGUCAAAGCCAUGACUAGGAUGAACCAGCCGUCUGCCUGUGAAGUCAGUGAAUCAUGAAGCACCUCCCAUCUGAGGCCCAGGGUGCACUCCCCUUCCCCAUGAUGAUGGAGAGCCCCAAACACCAGUUCCUUGGGCUUGGACUCAACUAUUGAAAUCUUUCUGAGGCCUCUGCAAAGACUUCCCUCUGUGCCCUUCACCUUGAGUCACCAUGGGCCACCAGGGUGUCCAGUGGAGAAGCCACACCCACCACGCCCACCAGCAGAAGCUGACUCUUAUAAGGGGUGUGCUUUCCAAUACCUGUUCUGACCUUCAGCUGCAAGUGCACAGCUACCACCUAAGAAUGUGAAAGAGGGCAGUGCCAUGUUGGGGAGGGAGGAGGAAGUGCCCUGUGCAGGCCCAGUUUAUUUCAUUUCAGUUCCUGGUGUGUUUGCAGACUUGUUACAUGAUUGUGUUUUGAAAUGCUUGGGGAAUUUAGGUGGACUGGGAUGUUGUUUCACUUGGUUCUGUGAAGAGGAAGGGGCCUCAUGGACAUGGGGAAAUGCUUCUAGAGAGGCCUUCAGAGUGACUGGCGAGGGUGCCAGUUGCUGCAAUUUAGAGAGGAGCCCCAUGUCCUCAGCCCAUAAAGUAAGUCCCUGGGUCUUUGGCAAAAACAGAGGGAGAAAGGAGCUACCCGCCCUUUCCUGUGCACAUUUGGUGACUUAGACAGAUGAUGGAGUGUGGCACUGAGAGCCAGGUGUACAUUAUUAUCAAGACAAGUGGUCCCUGGCCAUUUCAUAGUUUGGACACUGUUGGGGGCCUGAGCUGCUCAAAAAGAGCCCCAGAAUUCAGAAAGCCUAGAGUCUGCUCCAGGCGAGUGCGGACUGCUGAGUGUGGAUAUGGUGCUCCCUGUUGUGGGCCCCAGAUUCCCCAUUUGUGAGAUGAGGCACUAUUUUUCCAGGCUCUGUAAUUUUGCAAUUCAAAGCUAAGGCAGGUAAAAGGGUAAGCAUCAUCUAAAGUUUUUUGGGGUAAGUGGUGUCUGGUGGACUGAAAGGAAGGGUCAGGCCACGGACAUUUGAAUAGGUGCCUUGGGCAUGAUACGUAGACCCAGCCAUGUGUACCUGGCUGAGGAGGACUGCCACCUCCAGUGGCCACCUCCACAUCCAAGGAUGGACCCCAUUCACUCUUCACUGACCCUACUGGCAGGUCUGCUCACUGUGAAAGAAGAAACAGACUUUAGAGAUGACAUCAAACAACAAAAAGAAAAUCAAUCCUGAACCCCACACACUGUGCUGCUUUCUGAGCCCUGGGCCUGCAUCCUCAUAGAGGUUCCGGGUUCUAGUUUGUUGGUUGGCUUGUUUUUCCUUUGGAAUGAAUUUUUGCCAGUCUUGUGAGCAUAUGUACCUGAUGUUUGCAAAAUGUUCCAGAAGGUUCUGACCUUCACAGUCACAGGAAGUGGGGAGGGGUGUAGCAUGAGGGCUAGGAAAAACCCAUCCCUCUCUGACCCUCUGUUUCCAAAUCCAUAAAAUGUGCAAUAAGACUAGAUGAUUUGUAUAUAGCCCCAUGCACUUCUGGAAUUCUCUGUUUAAACACCAGCUGUCUGCUUGGAAGGGGCCCCAGGAUUGUGGUGUUUGCCUGGACCAAGCAAGGAUAAGAACCUGGGUCACGUGAAGAGGGAUUAGGAGGCCCAGGCAGAGUGGGGCUGGGGAGGAGCAGGACUGCCAGUUCCCUAACUGUAGGGGUGAUCUCUCCUGGGAAUUGAGUUUUUCUUCCUCUGUACAAUCAUGAAGGACAAAAGUUACCCAUGGGAGGCUGAAUUGUCCUUGGGAUGAAGUAGUCUUAUUCCCCGUCAUGAUAUCUAGUCAUGAAGUAGGCAGACAGUGCCAGGAGAGGGACUCUAGUCUGGGGGAAAUGGGAUUCUAAGCCCAGAUUGCAGAGGAGGCUGUCAGGGAGCCAGGGAGGGGACAAGGGUGUUUGGUUUAGGUGGCUCAGUAGUUUUUUGUGGUGCCCCACCCUGUGGGCAUUAUGCUUACCUGCCGUACAUGAAGUCAAGCCACACCCUCCAUCUCAGUGGGCAUGGACUGGCCUACAGGGACACUGUCAUUCCUCUAACCCCGCCCUCUUCAAAUUGGGUGUUCUGGGUAAUAGGGCCAGGGAGCUGGAGAGCAGCCCAAGGCUUGAAAUACACCUGCGUAAAUUAUCAUCUUCCAAGGGUGCCGACUCACCUCCUUGCCCUGACUCUCUUCCUGAAAGGGAAAGCUCAAAGAACCUCUCUUUUUCUUUGAGUAGUACCUAUGCCCCACUUCAGGGCCACUUCAAAGUGAAAGCAGUGAGUGUUUUGUCAUAAACUCCUGCUUGAACACUGGGACCAUGGAAGUCAGCUGGAAGAGGCUAAGUCUACUAGUCUGCUGUUGACCUUGACUCACUCCCCAUAUACUAGAGCUGGUAAAAAACUUGAGAAUUUGUGGGUCAAACCUCCCCAAGAGUCUGCUGAAAAAACAGGUGGGCCUAGCGUGGUGCCUGCCACCAUGUUGGGAUCUGGUAUGUUUUAUAGUUCUGAAUGAAGGUGUGGCCAUGCAAAUAUGUGCAUAGUCUGCACACGAGCUAGGAUGUGACACUCGAAGCAUUCAUGUGGUAAACAUUUCACCUUGUGCAGGAGACAAGCUCUGGCUAGAAAAGGUUCUUUAGGACUCCAGUCUGUAGGAGAAACAGUGGGGUCAGUGUGGCAGAGGAGGACCUGCUCUCUGAUCCAGGGGAUUCCCUCUCUGGGCCUCUCCCUCCUAAUCUGAGAAAUAGGAAGAACAGGAUUUGCACUAUCAGCCCCACAGGCCAGGGAUGAGUUUCAAGUGAGAUGCCCUUAUGUGUGAAAAGGUUUUGGAAACUACAUGGAUCUGGGCUCUUUACUGGGGUGAAGACCCCUGAAAGGUAUUCUUUGCUGUAUAUCUAUUACUUCAAGGCCUCCUGAGUUAAUCUUUGCCCACGUUGUAAAACUACCAGUACUGGCGGUAAGGAAGAGGCUAGAGACUAACUGACGCAGAAUUUCAGCUUUGUCUUCAUCAAAUUCAGUUUGCUGUUGGGAUUAGGGUGAAGAGAUGUGGAUGAUGUCAGCAUUUCCUUGCCAACUCCCUGGGAAUCCUUCAAGGAUUUGGGAUAUUCCUCAAAUGGGCUGUUUGCCCAUUCCUUCCUUCCCUGACCUCCAGGUCCUGGGAUGUGUCUGCUCUCAGCAAUAUGUCUUGUCUGAUGUCUAUCUUUUGUAGCUUUGCCCUGUUGGGGCUGAAGUGGUGUAGCCUCUGGCAUCCUGACUUAGUUCCAAGCUCACUGGAGGGGGCUGGACUGCCUGGGUUUCAUCUCCCACAGUAAAGAUCAGCCCCCCCAGACCUCACUGCUACUGCUGCCUCUGUUAAUGCUGUGCUCACAAUCUUGUCCAAGAUUUUAAGGAUGUCAAACUGUUGUAGAUUACUCAAUAAAUAAAUGUGUUACCAUU